UUCUUCUCGUCCACACUGCAGUCCACGGUGCAGCUCGUGGGCAACAUGUCCUCCCCGGUGGGCAAGUCUCUACGCGCGGCUGCCCUCUUGUCCUUCGUGGUGUUGUCCAUUCUGGUGUCACUGCUCAUCAGCAGCGUGCACCACCUUGGCGCCAACACGUCCAGCCGCGGAGGUGCGGACGGUGAUGCCGAGCUGGCGUUGGACUACCAACUCAUGCAGAGACGCCGAGAGAUCCUCCCGUUGCUUUUCCCACCGGAGUACGAGGAAACGCGCGGAGCUGGCUGGGACUCGAACCUGUGGCGGGAGAUCACGCGCGGUUCUGCGGAUCCGCUUGGUUGCGGCGCUCUGCAGGACAUGCAGGCUCUGGAGGUCCUGGGUUCUGGUUACACGAAGCUGGUGGUGAAGGUGGCGUUGGCAGGAGGAGAGCCUGUUGCCCUCAAGAUGGUUAAUGAGCAAGGCAUCGACAUGGACAAGUGUGUGCAGGACUUUAAAGACCCUGAUGGAUGCCGGCAGCUGGUCUCCUACAAGCUCAGCAAGGAAGUUGUGCUCCUGCACAGACUGCAGCAUCCAAACAUUAUCAAGUUCAAAGGUCACUGUGUUGGAGACGUGGCAGGGAGGGUGACGGUCAUUCUGGAACAAGGGAGCCCCCUCCAGAUGAUCCAGCUGCUGCAGAGCCCCUGGGAGGACCGCUUCAGGGUGUGUCUGGACCUGGUCCGCCUCCUGCACUUCCUGGCACGGUCUCCUCUGGGCUCCGUGGCUCUGCUGGACUUUCAGCCUCGCCAGUUCGUGAUGGUGUCGGGCGAGCUUAAGCUCACCGAUCUGGAUGACGCCAGCGUGGCGGAAACAUACUGCCGGACGGACGCCGACUGCUCCCUUCGGUUUCCGCACCGAAAUUUCACCCUGAGCUGCUCGCCCGGCGGACUGUGUGAGGGAUUGAACGAGAAGAUGAACAUUUACAACGCCUACAGGUAUUUCUUCACCUACCUGCUGCCUCACCAAGCCCCGCCCGGCCUCGCACACCUGGUGGAUCGCAUCAUGAACGCCACAGGCGAGCUGAACGCCGGCAUCAACGAGACGCUGGAGGCUUUUGAACUCAUCCUGCACCUCUACCAGUCUGGCCUGCACCUGGACAACGUGCCUCCAUCUUUACUCGCAAACUACAGCGCGAUGCGAGGCGUGACGACGUCGGGCAACGCAGAGUAUCGCUGCUGGCCGUCCUACAGCCAACUGGGCUGCGUGCUGUCUGUCCACAGUGCACGAGAGGCAGCGCACGUCUGCAACUCGCACUCGCAGUGCACCAGUUUCACUCUGACUGGACAGAAGACAUGGACAGGUCGCUUCCUGGCCUCUUUCAGGAGCAGCUUCAGCCAGCUGGUACCUGCUGACCAAACAUCUGAGGUGUACGUGAAGAAGAGCCAAACCCUUAAAACUCCGGCCUUGUAAACACGAGGCUGCCCUCCAACGUCGGGAUUGGGACUUAUAAUAUUAGUGAAGCAAAGCGACGUGUCGCUCUCAAAAGUGGGCACCGCGGGCGUUCUAGUCCGCCCCGUGUCGAGCGGCGCCAGGCUUAGCGGGAGGAAAGCGGAGGCUGGUUUGAGCAGCGAGGCGAGUGAAUGUGAUGUAUUUAUAGGGCUUCUGCUCGCUCUUUGAUGUCCCUGCCAGCUCUCUGCCUCCCUGCCAACUGCUAUUUCAAGGGAUUUCCCUUCAGGUACAAUUAAGGAGGGAGAGCCUUGUGCUUUUUAUUUGAUUUUUUUAAACUGUUUCUACCUUGACUUUAUGUGCUGCUUGUUGUCGUGAUGCCAGCUCCCCUCGUGGUAGGAUUUUUUUCAGGGCAAAGGGGGUAAUAAGAAGAGCUGUAGCAGCUCAGCGUUUGAAGCCUUGGGACAAGGAAAGAAAACAAGCUCUUAUACAACAAGUACAUGCUCACGUCCAUGUUCUGCGGCUACAAAACGUUUGAAUGACAGUGGGUGAAGUACACACGUGCACGGAUAUUCCCAAAAAAACAAAACACAUUAGUGGACUCCCCAAGCACAUUUUGGCAAAUCAGAAACCAGCUGACUUAGGGCCUGAUUUAGUUAGAUCCAAAUACCACACGCUAAACAGUGUGUGCAAAAAAUAAAAUAGUGGGCGUGUUGCGUAUGAUCUACUAACACUGCGUGUGCAAUUGAAAAGCUUGCACGUGUUUUAGUACACGUAAACCUUUAGUAAAUCAGGCCCUUAGUUGUUCCGUAUACAGCGGUACCAGGGACCGGGAUUCUUUGUUUGGACACACGCGAUUCCUUGGAAUGAUACGCGGGUAUACGGAGUAGUCUGUUACGCACAAAGUUUGGUCAUACGAUAACCGAGAUGGUAUACAUUUUUGGACUGCUGUAGUGAGUUAUACAUGCAUUAUGUUUCAAAGUGUCCUUUAAGGCAACAUGAAUGAAUAUUGAUGUAUUUCCUGUGUGUAACAAGUCAUAUAUAUUGCACCUGUGUCUGCGUUGGCACUCGCGUCAGUAGACAUGUUCUGUUGUUAAACACGUCAGAUAACGGCGCACAUUUCUAAAGCCAAAAAGCUAAAAAAUAUGCAAUUUUGUAAAUAUUCGUUGCUACACUAUGAAUGAAGACUUUGAUAAGCGAUGCAACUUGGCAAUGCAAUGAUGGUAGACUUUGGAGAGUAAUUUUGACACAUUCCGACUGUGUUUUGACUCACAUUUUUUUUAAAGAUGAGCAUUUUUUGUGGUUUUGAGUUCCAACUUCCACUCAGAGACCUCUUUUUUCAUGGAAUGAACAGUCAUAUUUCAAAAGGGCAAUUAUGAUGAAAAGCAUUCCAGUUUUUUGUGCAUACUUGUGUAAACUACAUCAUUAACUGAUGUCAUUGUUUUUACAAUUUUUUAAAUGCACCUUGUGGGUGAAAUAAUUAUUUUUCAAUGAAAAUGUUUUUUUGUUUUUUUUACACUAUGCAUAUUUUAACUGCACAGUCUUGUUAUAUAAAUAUAUCGU
Nerophis lumbriciformis (worm pipefish) is the source of this 2982-nucleotide messenger RNA. RefSeq names its product protein kinase domain containing, cytoplasmic b (gene pkdccb). Gene Ontology annotation, biological process: peptidyl-tyrosine phosphorylation; skeletal system development. Gene Ontology annotation, cellular component: extracellular region. The record is from RefSeq and is a predicted model, not a curated record. NCBI's taxonomy places the organism in Eukaryota, Metazoa, Chordata, Actinopteri, Syngnathiformes, Syngnathidae. Gene Ontology annotation, molecular function: non-membrane spanning protein tyrosine kinase activity; ATP binding.